AUGGAAUUGGCAUCUGAAGACGGCUUCAUCAUCGAUCCAUUUUUACAAGUCAAAAUGCAACUAUCUCAACUUUCACUGACAACUGAGGACAUAGCCAUUGCAACAGAAAAUGACCCGAGGUUGAAAAAGUUGCGCAAAAGCAUACUUCGAGAUUCAAACAAAUAUUAUAAUUGGUAUUGGAUAAAUGAUGGAUGCAUUCUAUUUGGCACAAGGAUUUGGAUUCCAAAAAAGUUACAAAAAUAUGUUUUAGAAUAUUUACAUAUAGAACAUGUAGGUGUAAUUAAGAUAAUAGCAUUAGCACUUUCAUAUUGUGUCUUCUGGCCAAGUAUUGAUGAAGACAUUGAAAAUCUUGCAAGAAAUUGUCCUCAAUGCAUCGAAAAACAACAUGCACCAUUUAAAGAAAUUGUGUAUAAUUGGGUGGCUCCCGAGAAACCCUGGAAAAGAAUACAUAUUGAUUAUGCUGGUCCAUUUAUGAACAAUUGGUUUUUAUUGGUUGUUGAUGAAUAUUCUAUGUGGCCAGAAGUUUUUAUCUCAAAUUCUUCAUCUGCAUCGAACACUAUUGAAAAGUUAAAAUUUUUGUUUUCUAGAUUUGGUGAACCCAGAGUUCUUGUUAGUGAUAAUAUAUCCUCGUUUAUGGAAGAAGAAUUUCAGACUUUUUUGGAACGUUUAGGUAUACUACAUUGUACGCGUGUUCCUUUCAAUGUAAUAUCAUAUGACAAUGCGGUACGAUUUAUAUUCGCCUUGAAACAUGCGCUUAUAGAACUUAAAGGUCCGGUCAAUUCUGUACAAGAUAAACUGAAUACAGUAUUGUUCACGUGCAGAGGUUCACAGAUCACAUUUACUAUGGAGAGUCCAGCAAAUUUGUUUUUAGGACGAGAUUUAAGAUCUAACCUGAACUUACUCAAAUCAGAGAAACAUAAGAAAAUAAAUAUGCAAAAUGCAACUCCAUCUAAAUUAUUCCACUUUGGUCAAAAAGUAGUUAUACCUAAUAAUGUAAAUGGAUUUAUAAUUAGUGCAGAUACCUCAAAAUAUGUGAUAGUUAUGGCGAAUGGAAAAUUGACUCGCCAUAUUAUUUACGAAGUGAUUCCUUUCCCAGUCAUUAAGUCAUUUUCAAAGAUUCAACCAGAAACACAACCAGUCAGACCUCAGAGGCGAAAGAGAUUAAUCAAACCGAUAAAACGUUUAAAUUUAUAA
Macrosiphum euphorbiae (potato aphid) is the source of this 1194-nucleotide messenger RNA. NCBI's taxonomy places the organism in Eukaryota, Metazoa, Arthropoda, Insecta, Hemiptera, Aphididae. The record is from the annotation of a GenBank genome assembly.